AUGGACAAUAUUUAAAAUAUUACAAAGAUUCAAGGUACAAAUUACUAAUUGUUUAUUCGUAAAACUUAAAUCAAAUAAAUCAAUGACCUCCAAAGAGGGUUUCCAAUUUAUGGAUGCAAAAUGAACAUUUCACAAUCACCAAGAUUAAAUUAUCCAAUAAAAUUCAAAAUAACUUUUGAUAAACAAAAAAAAAUAAAAUCAAAUUCUGUAAAACAUGAAUAAAAUAACACAUUUGGACAAUUAACAAAUAGGUGUCAAAUCUAUCAAUAAUACAUAAAAGAAAUUAUAAAAAAGAAAAAAAAUACUAAUGUUACUACAAUUGAAUAAACAAUAAAUUAAUUUAAACAAAAUAAAAAAGAAACAUCACUUUAAUAAGAUAAAAGUUUUAUUAUACCAAAAUUUAUCUAACAAAGAAAAUAAAAAACAAAAUUUUUAUAGAAAUAAACAAUCACUGAAUGUUCUUUAAUUGAAGACUUAAAGCCAUGGGAAUCAUAUCAUAAUUCUUUAGCUUUUUUUCAAUGA
This is a messenger RNA of Paramecium pentaurelia, 522 nucleotides long. The record is from the annotation of a GenBank genome assembly. Lineage: Eukaryota; Ciliophora; Oligohymenophorea; Peniculida; Parameciidae.